Molecule: messenger RNA, 3166 nt
Organism: Hordeum vulgare subsp. vulgare (domesticated barley)
Lineage: Eukaryota; Viridiplantae; Streptophyta; Magnoliopsida; Poales; Poaceae
Product: nitrate regulatory gene2 protein
Exons: 6
Coding region: 392-2917 (841 amino acids)
Source: RefSeq, a predicted model, not a curated record
CCAGUCUUUUGACCGUUGUUGCCUUGCCCCUCCCCUCCCCUCUCUUCUCUCUCUUCUCUCUCUCUCUUUCCUCUGCCACUGCCGCUGCCACCCACGCUAUCUCUCUCUCUCUCUACAUCUCCCCACAAAUCUUUCUUCGGCUCCUUGGUCCUGUACACACCCACCCAAGGCCAAGGGGUUUGAGGUGGUCGUAGAGUAGAGUAGAGAAGAGAAGAGAAGAAGGUCCUCCUUCGGCUUCAAUCCCAGCCCAGACUGUAGGUUUGUACGAAUCAUCUUCUCGUUCACUGGCUUCAGCUGCAAUGCACAUGUUACCAACAAUUGACCAAUCUACAAUAUCAGAAAUUCUGCCCCGGGCAUGACAUAUUCCUGACAACACAAAGACUCUGGAGACAUGGGAUGUGCUGCUUCCAGAUUGGAAGAUGAGGAGGCUGUUAAGAUGUGCCGGGACAGGAGGGACUUCAUCAAGCAGGCACUGGAACAGCGCAACCGUUUUGCAUCCUCUCACAUUGCCUACAUCGAGUCCAUGAAAUGUGUUUCGAUGGCCCUACAGCGGUUCGUCGCUGGAGAUGAUCGGCACGAGCUCAUUUUUGACCCAUUCAUCUCUCCUGUCAAGCAACAGAAGCCAGAGAUGCUCGGCCUUCCUUAUGGUUCGUAUGAGAAGAGGACUGUUCAUGUUGCCAAGUACUUGAUGUCAGGACCAAACCCAUCGGUGUCAGUUGAAGAGGCCCCACGGCCUGUGGAAACAAUCCGUGUUGAAUCACAUUACCCUGUGGAUGGUUAUGGUGGCACAGAUAGAUUCUUCCCAGCGAACUCCUCACCGAUGAGGCCAUCUUCUCACUAUACACCUUAUGACAGGGCAAGCUAUGUAACUCCAUCACCCCAGGAACCAGUGAGGAAUGCUUAUUACACGCCACCUUAUGACAGGCCAAACUACGUACCUUCAUCGCUCCAGGAGCCAGUGAGGAAUUCUUCUUAUUACAUGCCACAUUAUGCUCCAUCAACCCAGGAGCCAGUGAGGAAUUCUUAUUACAUGCCACCUUAUGACAGGCCAAAUUACAUACCUCCUUCACCCCAGGAGCCAGCAAGGAAUUCUUCUUAUUACAUGCCACCUUAUGACAGGCAAAGCUAUCCACCUGCUCCACCCCAGGAUCCAAGGAGGACAUCUAAUUACGCAUCUCAUGACAAGCCAAACUACCCACCCCCAUCACCCCAGGAACCAGAAUCAUCACAGUGGGACUCCUUCUGGAAUCCAUUCUCGUCGCUGGACAGCUAUCCAUACCCGCGCCCUCGGAGUAGCUAUGACAAUGUGGUCACUGACGAUGAAUUGGCACGGUUACAGCGGGUAAGAGAGGAGGAAGGAAUCCCAGAACUCGAAGAGGAAGAUGAUGAAUGUCAAAAACAUGAACAAAUGCACAACAAAGAUGGGGAGGGGGAGGAGGAGGAUGAUGACGAAGAAGAAUCUGAUGAGGGUGAUGAUGAAGAAGAUGAAGAUGAAGAUGAAGAAUGUGAGCAUUCAGAUGACCAAAGAUGUAUGGCUUCUAACGAGGCCCGCCCAGGAAAUUCGGAAGUCAAUGUCAAGCAAGAACAAAAGGGACAUCAAUCCAAAGGUGUUCAAUGCGCAGACUUAUCCGAGCCCCGUAAUGCAGUAGACCAUGAGAUGAAGGCACAUAAGAAAGAACUGAUGAGGAACAAAGUAGCAAAUGCAGAAGAAACCCCAGGUUUCACUGUGUAUCUGAACCGAAGGCCAACGAGUUUGGUUGAGGCCAUGAAGGAUAUUGACAGUCAGUUCUUGGGGAUCUGUAGCGCUGCUCAGGAAGUCUCACGGAUGUUGGAGGCAAGUCGAGCUCAAUACUCAACCUCAAAUGAUCUCUCUGUAAAGAUGCUAAACCCAGUUGCACUUUUGCGAUCUGCUUCAACGCGAUCAUCAUCUUCCCGGUUCCUUCUUGCUUCUAGUUCAAUAGAUGAUCUUUUUGACAAUGAUACAAGCAGCUGUUACUCUGAAGAAUCUUGCAGUACAAUGUCUGGAAGUCAUCACUCCACUCUGGAUAGACUGUAUACAUGGGAGAAGAAAUUGUACAAAGAAGUAAAGGUGGGUGAGCGGUUAAGACUUGAGUAUGAGAAGAGGAUGGCACAUUUGCGGACCCAGGAUGUGAAAGGGGAGGAGCCUUCUUCUGUUGAUAAGACUCGUGUAGCAUUGAGAAGCUUACAAACUCGGAUGAAGGUGUCAAUACAGACUGUUCAGUCAAUAUCAAGAAGAAUUGAAGUUCUAAGAGACGAGGAGCUGCACCCUCAACUUAUGGAGCUUAUCCAAGGACUGUCGCGGAUGUGGCGAGCCAUGGCCGAACGCCACGACGCUCAGAAGCGGACCAUCGACGACGCCAAGCUUCUCUUCCUCCAACACCGCACAUCGGCUGCGGCCACUGUGGCUCUCGGUCCUCCAGAGGCGACGACGCCGCCUCCCGCCGCCGUCGCCCUUGAGUGCGAGGUCCGAGCCUGGCGUGGAGCUCUGGACGCCUGGCUGUUGGCGCAGCGCGCGUACGCGCGCGCUCUGUCCGCUUGGGCACGACGUUGCCUGGGCAUAGGAACAGGCGCCGCGGCGCCGCGCACCGUGCCGCCGGCGUUCCUGGUGUGCAUGGAGUGGGGGCUCGCCGUCGAAGCGGCGUCGGAGGCGCGGGUGAUGGACGGGCUGGACUUCUUCGUGGCUGGCGUCGGGUCGGUGUGCACGGGAGCCGCCGCGGGCAUGGAGGGCAUGGCGGGGCGCGUGCUCUGCGCCGGCUUGGGCGCCGUGACAGGCGCCAUGGCCGAGUUCGCUGCGGCAUCGGCGGACGGGUAUGACGCCGCGGUGUCGGCGGCGGUGGCCCCUCGCGCGCCGGAGGGACGGGAGGAGGAAAACGCGGGAGGACCGCCGCAACAGUAGGAAAUUCCGCAAAACCGUGGAUAUUUUUUUUGGGGGAGUUGGGACCGUGGUGUUGCAUGUAGUAGGAAGAUGAAGCAUGCAGUCACAUGUGUAAUUUUGUACGUAGCUAAAAAUGCAAUUGCAUGGCUGAUUGUUUGGAGCGACGGUUGCUCCGGUUUAUAUGUUACUAGCACUUAGCAGCAGUAGCAGUGUUACCCCCUGGUGUUUUUCUUCGUAUUGAAGUCUGAUUAGUUUAUGGUGCAUUCUGAA